GUGCGUCAGCUUUGAUUCCCGGGCUUCCUCUCCCUCGUUCUGUUUAUGUGUGACGGUUAUUACAAAACAAGCGACGACGCUGACAUAAGAAGGUUAGACACCGGAACUCAAAAGCCCGAGUCCGGUCAGACUGGGAGGAAAAAGGCGGAGACACGGACGGCAGAACUCUGGAGACGGGACCGAACCUACGCCUGAGUGAUCCGACGUUCAGCGGCUCGGUUCAACGCGAUCCACGACAACAAGGAGUUUCUGAUUAAGAGCGAUGAACGAGGACGCGUUCGAGGUCCCGGAUCGGGCCGAGUACCGGUACCUGGUGCAGGAGGAGGACGGGGACGAGGUGCAGUACGUCCGCCGCCGCCACUACGUCAGCCCGUUCCUGGUGCUGUCCAGACGCUGCAUCUUCCUCAUCUGCAUGGGCGUGCUCUCGCUGCUCGCCCUCGCCGGGUACCUGGCCCACGUGGCCCAGACGCUGCCGCCGGGCCUGGCCCAGGUGGCCACCAGCUGCGGACAGUUCAGAGGAAGAUACAAGGACGGCGCCUACUCCUUUAAGGGCAUGCGCUACGCCGCCCCGCCCGUCGGCGCCCGGCGCUGGGCUCCGACCCAGGAGCCGGUGUGCAGCGGCGGCGUGACGGACGCCGGCCACUUCGGCAGUAUCUGCCCCCAGGUGCGGCCGCUGGCGAGCACGGGGACGGUGACGGGCCGCGAGGACUGCCUGUUCAUCAACGUGUGGACGCCCAAGCUGUCCCCGGGCGCCAGCCUGCCCGUCAUGGUGUGGAUCCACGGGGGGUACCUGCACAUGCUCAGCGGGGGCGAGCCGGGCUACUCGCCCACGGAGAGGCUGGCGGCCGACACGAACCUGGUCUACGUCAGCUUCAACUACAGGCUCAACGCCUUCGGCUUCAUGGCGCUGGAGGCGCUGAGAGAGGGGUCUCCGACCGGAACCUCGGGGAACUACGGCUUCAUGGACCAGAUUGCGGCUCUGAAGUGGGUCCAGAACAACAUCCACGUGUUUGGAGGAGACCCAGGGAGGGUCACCAUCUUUGGACAUAGCUCAGGUGGGACGUCGGUGUGGACUCUGAUGACGUCGCCGCUGGCCAAGGGGCUGUUCCACGCUGCCGUGGACAUGAGCGGCUCGUACGCCUACAACACCAACCUGACACAGGCCGAGUCCGACAACAGGGUGUUCCUGGACAAGACGGGCUGCAGAAACGCGAGCUGCCUGAGGACGCUGUCAGUCGAACAGGUCCUAAAGGCCGUCCCAUGGCAGGGGUACCCGUCCUGGGCAGCGGACGACCUGACCGACCUCCCCACCAAGGGGGUGUUCAUCGGCCCCGUGGCAGUGGUGGACGGCCACGUCUUGGAAGCGCCACCUCUGGAGGUGUGGGACAAGAAGAGAAACCACAGUGACGUUCCGUUUGUCGUCGGGACCAUGGAGCAGGAGGUCGACUUCAGCCCGCUGCCCGGAAACAUCUCCACGUGGACCUGGAACGACUACAGCUGGUUCGUAACAGAAAAACUUAAGACCUUCAGUAGAGAUCUCCCCAAAGCAGCGCUGGACCUGUAUCCAUCCUCUGGACCCUGCCCCACUAGAGAACGCUGCCCAGAGUGGGCCUACACCACCAUGGCGUCCGACAUCCGGGUCACCUGCCCCAACAACGACCUGGCGGAGCGGGCUGCAGCGGCCCUCCACAGCCCGGUGUAUCGCUACGUGGUGAACUACACGCUGUCGGGACCCGUCAACUCAUCAGGCGACCUGCUGCCCUUCCCCAGCCGCUUCUCCUUCCACUGUCUGGACAUCCUGGCUUUCUUUGGAAGCCUGGACUUCACCCUGGGGAAGCCUCCGUCCGAUCAGGACCUGAGUUUCCAGCGUCUCAUCACUCACCACCUGGUCAACUUCGCAAGAACAGGUAAGAUGGAGAAGGAGUGGCCUGAGUACCCAUCAGCCACUGCUUUGCUGUCCGACCACCUGACUGCGGCCCAAAACUACUCGGCUGAGAGGUGCAGGCUGUGGAAGGAGAACGGCCUGUACGCCUACGCCUGGAUGAACUGAGACUCUCACUGACCUCAUCCAUCCGAAAUCCUGCAGCAGCCGCUCGGUGUUGGUACGGCUGCGACGACAAGCUCGUCAGAAACACAACAUUUAUCUGGUUUGAACUUCUCUUUGAAAUGUAUGCUUAAAGCCUUUACCUGCUGUUGCGUCUGUCCUACGGUAACGGUAAACCACUUCCUGCUGAAUAACGUAAAGGUCACAGCAUUGAAACAUAAUUUACUGUAACAAAGAGUCCUGGCUGCAGUGUUUUUAACAGACACCAGAGGAGCCGUAAAUGUGAGAAAGCAGAGAGAGCCGGCAGCCCAGCCGCAACUCCCACGUCCCUCCACCAGAGGGCAGUGCUCUGCCCAGUUUGUCUCUGGGCACAGAACCGGGCCUGCUGGUCACGGAUACGGGGCCCACAAGCCACGGGCUUCAUCAGCAGGUGGAUCAGUAACUGAUGGUGUCGCAGGCUGUUUUCACCGACGAUUAAACUUCGUUUCUAGUAUUUUAGGCGUUUUGGACGGAGCCGCCAGGUGACGCGACGUCUACAUUCAGGGAAGUGAAUCAAUGUGACACAUGCAUGUGACUUUCGUUUUUUUUUUAUUUUUUUUUUUAUCGUGUGUGCUCACUUUUUGCACUAAUUCAUAACGCCAGCAUUCACCACUAAAUGCCUUUUCUUUAUGUGUUUGAUUCUGUUUUGCUGAAUCGUUUGGUUUUAUGUUGAGCCGACCUCAUUCUGUGUAAGCUUAGCUUCACUUAACAGGUUUUUAUUGUUUGACUGCUGUGAACCUUAAUUUCUGUGUUCCUAAUAAAUUGGUAGGAAACAAAUGAA
Molecule: messenger RNA, 2864 nt
Organism: Betta splendens (Siamese fighting fish)
Lineage: Eukaryota; Metazoa; Chordata; Actinopteri; Anabantiformes; Osphronemidae
Product: para-nitrobenzyl esterase
Exons: 10
Coding region: 263-2050 (595 amino acids)
Source: RefSeq, a predicted model, not a curated record